Molecule: messenger RNA, 1994 nt
Organism: Oncorhynchus mykiss (rainbow trout)
Lineage: Eukaryota; Metazoa; Chordata; Actinopteri; Salmoniformes; Salmonidae
Source: RefSeq, a predicted model, not a curated record
GGGAGAUAUAGAGAGGUAGAGAGAUAGAGAGAGAGAGAGGUAGAGAUAUAGAGGUAGAGAGAGAGAUAGACAGUGAUAGAGAGAAAGAUAUAGAGGGAGAGAGAAAGAGAGAGAGGAGGAUUGGAGAGUGUAACAGAAGAUAUCCACACAGCAACGGGAGUGGACCGAGGCCCGACCAGGUGUAACAUCCCGCUACUGGACGGAGGGCGACGGCAGAGCCAUGGCGAAUAUAGCGGUCCAGAGGAUCAAACGGGAGUUCAAAGAAGUUCUCAAAAGCGAAGAGACGAGUAAAAACCAGAUCAAGGUGGAUCUGGUAGAUGAAAACUUCACAGAGCUGCGAGGAGAGAUCGCAGGACCACCAGACACGCCGUACGAAGGUGGCAGAUUUCAACUGGAAAUCAAAAUACCAGAAACGUAUCCCUUUAAUCCUCCCAAGGUGAGGUUCAUCACUAAGAUCUGGCACCCCAACAUCAGCUCAGUAACAGGAGCCAUCUGUCUGGACAUCCUCAAAGACCAGUGCUCAGUAACAGGAGCCAUCUGUCUGGACAUCCUCAAAGACCAGUGGGCAGCAGCGAUGACUCUGAGGACAGUACUGUUGUCCCUCCAGGCUCUUCUGGCUGCAGCUGAACCAGACGACCCCCAGGAUGCAGUAGUGGCCAAUCAGUAUAAGCAGAACCCAGAGAUGUUUACGCAGACAGCCAGGUUAUGGGGCCACUACUACGGUGGAGCCCCUGUUCCCGGUCCAGAAUACACACGGAAGAUAGACAAACUCACUGCCAUGGGCUUCGAAAAGAACGCUGUAAUCGCUGCCUUGUCUUCUAAAUCCUGGGAGGUGGAGACGGCGACAGAACUACUCCUUAACAACUGAGACCCGGCAAGAAACCCCCUCUGACCUCAUCUCCCUUCUCCUUAUGGUGCCCUCCGAUGCCUUCUAACCACAGCCCAAACGGAGCCUUGACUGGAGUUGAUGUCCUAGAGUUUCCAGCCCUGCCCUCCCCGUCCAAGUCACUUCCUGGUAUCCUUUCAGCCCAAACAUCACCCCCCCCUCCACCAAUCCCUUUCUUUUUGGUUCUUCGCUUGAUGAACUCUUCCUUUCCGUCUUUUAAGAAGCCCGACAUUGAACCACUGUCACCUGGUGGAGCCAACUGGCGGAGAGAGACGGGAGGACGAGGAUUUAUCUGUAAAUAAACCUCACCUGGUGGAGCUAACUGGCGGAGAGAGACGGGAGGACGAGGAUUUAUCUGUAAAAUAAAUAUUAGUUCUUAACAAAUACACAGCGGAAUACUUCCUGGAUAUUGUUAAAAAUAAACUGUGCUUCAGUUUUACUCACGACUAGAAGGAAAGAAAUUGCCUAGCUUACUAUUUUGGUCGGCCCGACCAGGGAGUUCGUCCGAAUGUCCCGGUGAAGUGACGCCUGCGUCGUCGUCGUCCCUCACGCUCCUCUUUCCCAGACGAAUCCUGUGCACAGUCUCUUUCUCGACGAAGAAGAUACCUCUUCAUCAGCAGAGAAAACCACCGACCUACCGGCUGGAUCUAUAUUUUAUAAAGGAGAAAAAAAAAGGACUCUUCCCUCUUUUCGCUGUCUUCCUGUUCCACUUCAGCACGACGGAGAAGAUAAAGAACUGCACGGCAGAGUAGAGACCACCCACCCCCCCCAUAAGGCUCUGGCCAUAAGUAGUGCACUGUAUAGGAGAUAGGCUGCCAUUUUGUUUUUGUUUUAAACUCCGUCGGGAGAUAUCAGUUUGGAUUUGUUUUCUGAAGGAAACAGCAGCCGUCACACCUGGGUCCAGAUGCUAUUUGAAAUCUUUCAGCUUUAGUCUGCCAGAUGGGAGGGGCUUGGAGUAUUUUAUUGGCCCGUGAAGCAAACUCAGUCUAGCACAGAAAAAGGGGUUUGAAAUGAUAUUUGAACCGGGGUGUGGCCGCGUACAAUCGCAUGAUUAUUUAUUGUGAGACUGUCAACGUUUACUUUUAUUAAAAAAACAACCUGGAAAAUC